UGUGGGCGCCGCCGGCCGCCUUCAGGGCGCCGUAUAAAAGGGCCGCACAGGCCUCACUUCGGCACGUUGCUCGAGCAAUCAGUCCCACAGCAGUCAUGGCCUCCAAGUUUGUCGUCCUCGCCCUCGUGGCCCUCUCCGCCUUCCAGGUGAACGGCCAGGUCUCCCUGAGCCUCGGCGGCUCUGGCAGCGCCCUCAGCAGCAUCGCCCAGCUCGGUAGGAACACCGCCGCCCGCGCCGCCGCCGCGGCCGUCGACGGCGUCACCGCCGCCGCCAACGUUGCCGGCAACGCCGUCGGCACCGCUCAGGACACCGCCAACGUCGGCAUCAGCGUGGGCUCUGGCCUCGCCGGCGUCGCCAACGACUUCACCGCCACCCGCGUCAACAGCCUGGCCAACUCUACCCAGCAGGUCGCCAACGCCUUCAACUCCGCCGCCAACGCUGGCCUCGACAUCGGUCUGGACGUUGCCAGGACUGGCCUGAACAUCGCUAGCCGUGGUGUGGAGGUCGCCAAGAACAUCACCACCAAGGCCAUCGAGAUCGGAGCCAACAUCGCCGAGGCCGGUCUUAACGCCACCCGCAACGUCGCUGCCGGCGCCGUCAACCUGGGCAAGAGAAUCGCCGCCGCCAAGCUCAACAUGGCCAACAGGGCCACCAACGCCACCAGGAACAUCGCCACCCGCGCCCAGAACACCAUCAACUCGGCCAUCGACACCAGCUCCUCCGGCGCCACCGGCCUGGUCGACUCCGCUGCCUCCGCCGCCCGCUCCGCCAUCAACGGCGCCGCCGCCACCGCCAUCGACGCCCUCAGCAACGUCGCCGGCAACUCCAGCAGCGCCACCGUCUCCAUCACUAUCUAAGCCGGGGGACGCGUGUGCCGUUCGAAACUCACAUUCAAACGGAACUAUUUAGGAAAAUAAACGAACUUUCAGGCCCUCUAAAA
This is a messenger RNA of Frankliniella occidentalis (western flower thrips), 940 nucleotides long. RefSeq lists its product as uncharacterized. Lineage: Eukaryota; Metazoa; Arthropoda; Insecta; Thysanoptera; Thripidae. The record is from RefSeq and is a predicted model, not a curated record. Bases 96 to 857 code for a protein of 253 amino acids. The transcript has 2 exons.